CACCUCCCCCUGCCACCUGGCGGUCACACACGAUUUGAGUUCACUCAUCACACGCUGAAUGGGCAACCGCCGAUUCGCCCGAAUCACAACUAGUGACGACGAAGACGAAGCCCAGCCCCCCUCUCGAUUCCAUUCCCCGGAAAUGGAGAGGCAGCAACCCAAGCAGCGGAGGAGGAAGAAGAUCAAGCUCCCAGAGGAGGAAGAGGAGAGGGAGAAGGAGACGCAGAGCGGGGACGAGGAGGCACCCCAGGAGGACGCCAAGCCGAUUGGAGACGCCGUUAGGGUUUCGGGUAAGGGGAGAGGAAGGAGGAGCCACUACGAGGCUUUCGAGUUCGAUGGAAACCGAUACGAUCUGGAAGAUCCUGUGCUUUUAGUUCCUGAGGAUGAAAAGCAAAAGCCUUAUGUGGCAAUUAUUAAGGACAUUACUCAGACUAGAGAGGGAAGCAUUAUGGUAACUGGACAGUGGUUUUAUCGUCCUGAGGAGGCUGAGAAAAAAGGAGGUGGAAGCUGGAAAUCAAGUGAUACAAGGGAGCUGUUUUACAGUUUCCACCGUGAUGAGGUUCCAGCAGAAUCUGUAAUGCACAAAUGUGUGGUGCAUUUUGUUCCUUUAAAUAAGCAACUCCCAAAUCGUAAACAGUUUCCUGGUUUUAUUGUUCAAAGGGUAUAUGACACAGUGGAGCGGAAACUUUGGAGGCUGACUGAUAAAGACUAUGAAGAUAACUUGCAACAUGAAGUUGAUCUUCUUGUUCAGAAAACUCGAUCCCGUUUGGGGGAACUUUUUGACAUUGAAAUUGAAGAAGUUGUAGCUGAGCAGGAAGAUCAGACGAAAUCCAAAAGGACUCUCAGAAAAAAGAAUAUGUCACCUCUUGAUGUUACAAGGGAUGAUGAAGCAACAACCAGAUUUGACCAACAUUUAAAGCCAGAAACACCAGGGAGCUGUACAAGUAACAUGUCGGAAUACUACACUAUUUUAGUGAACUUUAAGGCAUUAACGGGAGAAACUCAUCGUGACAAAUGGCUGGAGAAGCUUCUUCAAGGAAUUCAGUCAGUGUGCUGUUCUGAUGAUGAUGUGCACAGAGAUGAUAAAGAAAAAGGUGGAUCUGGUGACAGUGAUCAUGCAAGUGAUAAUAACCGCACAGAAACUGCACAUGGAUCUGAUGCAAAGAGUCUUACUGCUGGCAGAUCUUUUAUCUGGCCAGAUGCUGCUGUUCCAGCAGUGACUGCUCUUGAGCAAGCAUCACAAGAUGCUUUUUCUUCAGAUUUCCAGAAGUACAACCAAAAAAUGCGACAGUUGGUGUUCAAUCUCAAGAACAAUCCACUAUUAGCCAGGCGUCUACUAAAUGGAGAAUUGGAACCUUCAAAAAUACUAAACAUGUCACCUAAUGAGUUAAAGGAGGGUUUAACGGCAGAAGAAACAGCAAAGAAGGAGCCUGAGGAGUUGAAGCGAAUGCAGAUGACCGAUGCUCGCUGCAAAAGAUGCCAGGAAAGAAAAGUGGGUGUAACAGACAUCAUCCAUGCAGGAAAUGCAGACCGCUACCAGUUGGAGUGCAUUGCCUGCGGUAACAACUGGUAUGCUCCCAGAGAUGAGAUUUCCACAUUAAAUGAUGGUCCAAGUUCUGCCAGGAGUGUGGGUACAGCACCAUGGGCCACUGCCAAGUUUGAAGAUGUUGAGAAGAAGCUAGUGAGUCCCCGUGAAUCUGAGAAGCUGGAAGCCUUGAAGAAAACAACUGAACCAUACAUGCCAGUCUUGGACUCCCAGAAAUCAUUCGGCAAGCCUAAAAACGAAGACAACCCUGCAUCUGCUAAAACUAGUGACAAUUCUGGAUCUACUAAGGUUACAGAGUAGGAUUUGCAGCUGAUGCUUUGUAAUUUUAUGUCAAUAGUCAGGCAACUGGUAAGAAUGCACCAGGUUGAUGCUCAAGGUUGGUGUGUCUUGGUGCUUUCCUAGGGUUCUCUUGUACAUGCAAUAUAACUAGGCUCCCUUCUCAACUUGUAUAACAAAUGUCGGCCUGUCUAAAAUGCUUACCACCAGUAAGGCUAAUUCCGGAUAUUAUACAAGUUAAACCUCAAAGGCAGCCAUUAGAUUCAGGAUAUGAUCAAAGAGAAUAAUACCAUGGGAGAGUUGAUUCUCUUUGCCAACAGUUGGGUCUUUGUCUAUUUUAUAUUUUGCUUUGUUCUUUGUUCA
Messenger RNA from Vitis riparia (riverbank grape), 2185 nucleotides. RefSeq lists its product as uncharacterized. Gene Ontology annotation, molecular function: chromatin binding. Lineage: Eukaryota; Viridiplantae; Streptophyta; Magnoliopsida; Vitales; Vitaceae. Gene Ontology annotation, biological process: DNA-templated transcription. The coding region runs from base 59 to 1846 and encodes 595 amino acids. The record is from RefSeq and is a predicted model, not a curated record. The transcript has 8 exons.